CAGUUUGUCUCUUUUGCUCAUUUUUCGAGCUCGAUUUUUAUUCGUCAAACUGUAUUUUGCACUUGAAGUUGUUGCAUUUUAAGAGGAUUAAACGUCAUGCGCAGAGUUUCGAGAUGAUGCGCUCGCGUCAAGAUCAAGUGAAAUUCUGCUGAUCGCUGGAGCGAGUGGACACAGAUCGGACUCUGAUCGGAUGGACUGAUGACCAGCGCUCAGGUGCGGCAGGAUGUGGAGGAGGUCUCUUCAGAACGUUCAAACACACACACUGAUGCUGAUGCUGCUUUUAAUGCUUUUCACUCUCUCUGCAUCUCUGGAUCAUCUAGAGCAUCACGUGCCGACGGGCACAUGCGAGGUGGUGGCGUUACACCGAUGCUGUAAUAAGAACAAGAUCGAGGAGCGCUCACAGACCGUCAAAUGCUCCUGUUUCCCGGGUCAAGUAGCUGGAACCACCAGAGCGGCUCCUUCAUGUGUCGACGCUUCUAUAGUUCAGCAGAAGUGGUGGUGUCAGAUGGAGCCGUGUCUGGAUGGAGAAGAAUGUAAAGUUCUGCCGGAUUUCAGAGGCUGGAGUUGUGCUACUGGAAACAAAAUCAAAACUACAAAGAUCUCUUCUGACCGGGAUCAGCUCUGGUAACCGCUGCUGGAAAACUGAUACAGACACAUGAAGAAGCUCUUUAGCAUGAGAACGUGAGGAACAGGAGUCUCAGAUGAGAGCGAUCACAGGAUGAAAAGAGACUUUAAAUGACAGAGCUCCUCAUUCAAACCCAUGAACUGUGUGUGUGAUAGAGUCUGUCUGAUCUGUCA
Messenger RNA from Triplophysa dalaica, 798 nucleotides. Its product is annotated as chemokine-like protein TAFA-2. Gene Ontology annotation, molecular function: receptor ligand activity. The record is from RefSeq and is a predicted model, not a curated record. The coding region runs from base 224 to 628 and encodes 134 amino acids. NCBI's taxonomy places the organism in Eukaryota, Metazoa, Chordata, Actinopteri, Cypriniformes, Nemacheilidae. The transcript has 6 exons.